CUUAAACCUCUGGUGGUUUUGUCGGGAGAGGCUGAAACGGCCGACUCCUCGUAUUCGUAAGCAAGAUCAUAGAUGGAGAUAAGUUUGGGAAGGCUUGCUUUUGAUUUAGAUUUUCAUCCCUCGUCGGAACUCGUUUCCGCCGGACUCAUCAGCGGUGACCUUCACCUCUACCGUUACGGUGCUAAUGCCUUGCCUCAAAGGCUUUUGGAAGUUCGCGCGCACACCGAGUCUUGCAGGGCUGUUAGAUUCAUCGACGGCGGGCGUGCAAUUGCGACGUGCUCUCCGGACCGGUCAAUUCUCGCUACGGAUGUGGAGACUGGAUCACCGAUUGCUCGUCUUGAAGAUGCCCAUGGUGAUGCAAUCAAUAGACUGAUAAACAUAAGCGAGACAACCAUUGCAUCGGGUGAUGAUGAAGGGUGCAUAAAGGUGUGGGAUACCAGACAGCGUUCUUGCUGCAACUCCUUUGAUGCUCAUCACGAUUACGUUUCUGAUAUGACUUUUGCUUCUGACGCCUCUAAACUCUUGUCGACAAGUGGAGAUGGGACUCUGUCUGUUUGCAGUCUUCGAAGAAAUAAAGUUCAAGCCCAGUCUGAGUUUUCUGAAGAAGAGUUACUCUCUGUUGUUAUCAUGAAGAAUGGUCGGAAAGUCAUAUGUGGGUCGCAAGCUGGAACUCUGUUACUGUAUUCAUGGGGGUGUUUCAAGGAUUGCAGUGAUCGCUUUAUUGAUCUCUCUCCAAACUCUAUAGAUGCAUUGGUGAAGCUUGAUGAAGAUAGGAUCAUUACUGGAUCUGAGAAUGGACUCAUCAGCCUGGUGGGCAUAUUACCAAACAGAAUUAUUCAGCCAAUUGCAGAGCACUCAGAAUAUCCUGUGGAGCGGCUUGCUUUUUCGCACGAUAGAAAGUUUCUUGGCAGCAUAGCACACGAUCAGAUGUUGAAGCUGUGGGAUUUGGAUGAUAUAUUGCAAACUUCUGGAAAAACUCCAACAAGUGAGGUUGCUGAGAAAGAUAGUGAUAGCGAUGAGAUGGAUGUGGAAACCAGUCCUCCAAAAAACAAAGGUACCAAGAGAAAAGGCGCAAGCAUAGGAAACGAGUUAAGCAGUUCAAACAGUUUUUUUGCUGAUUUGUAGGUGGAUGAUGCCAUACAUCUUUUCUGAUUCAUCGCAAAGUUGGACUAAAAGUUUGUUUCCAAUAGAUUUCUUUCUGAAUCCUAUCAUGUGGCCUGCCUUACUAUCCUGAUGGCAGUGCAGUAUUUAUUUUUGGUGCAUAUAUUUUUUUUUAUUAAAUGACAUCAUCUUGGCCAAAGGCGCUGUGCUUGAUAGUAAGAAUUUGGGGAUGAGGGAAAACUUAGUUUGAUCUCUAUUCUACAAUGCAUUAGGAUCUUUCUUA
Molecule: messenger RNA, 1384 nt
Organism: Carya illinoinensis
Lineage: Eukaryota; Viridiplantae; Streptophyta; Magnoliopsida; Fagales; Juglandaceae
Product: WD repeat-containing protein 55
Exons: 12
Coding region: 73-1125 (350 amino acids)
Molecular function (GO): protein binding
Source: RefSeq, a predicted model, not a curated record